GCAUUUUUAGAUCUAUUGCUCAUCUGGUUCUUGUUUACCGAUACUUCUAUAUUUUAACACAUAAUGACCAUGUUUGAAAUUUUUGUCACCUUUUUCUCGGGAACAAAUCAAAGCUUUCUCAAAGUUGGAAAAACCUUCAUGUGAUUGAUUGAUUGAUUGGUGUUUAACGCCACUUUCAACACUAUUGUGCUAUUACAGAACCUUCAUGUGACAUGCUAUAUGUAUACUGUGUGAUGUGUUUUUACAUUCAUCAUUUAUCACUUUCCUAUCAAACUAAUACUUAACAUGCUUAAAAAGGGGUAUCAUUAUUGAGAAAUAGCUCAUAGUUCCACUUGUUUUAUUAGGUGAAGGUCAACCGCAGAUUAAAGUGUUUGACGAAAACAAAUUUCAAGUAGACUGGCAUGCAGAAUUUCUUCAAACCAUGACAUUAAUUAUCUAUGAAAGUACAAUUUUUCUUAAUCGAUAAAAUUGACACCCAUGAAAGUAAUCUUAUCCACAGAAACAACAGUAUAUUCCUACAAAAAAAAUUUACUUACAGAUUUUAAAAGAUGGCUGACCCACCAUCUAGCCAGUUACAGGAUUUCCCACAGUUUACAGAUCUAAACAAUCUUGUUGCAGAACAGACUGGUGCUAAAGUCGUAUUUGCCACAGAUGAUUGGUUUGCUGUAACUGAAAAUCUAUUAAAAGCAGAUGAGCCGGUAUUCAAAGUUGGUGUGUUUACAGAGUAUGGCAAAUGGAUGGAUGGUUGGGAAACUAGAAGGAAGAGAAUCCCAGGCCAUGAUUGGUGCAUUAUACAACUUGGUGUCCCUGGUGUAAUAGUAGGAGUUGAUAUUGACACAUCAUUUUUUACAGGGAACUACACUCCAAAAGCCUCAAUACAGGCAGCUUGUUUAGAAAAUCUUCCAUCAUUGCCGGACAGAAAGGGGAAGAUGGGCACUGCAGCAACGGAAAGUCAACUUAAACUGAUUAGUAGACUGGGAUCUCAGAACUGGGAUGAAAUUCUACCAAGUACAGCAUUAAGACCUGGCUACAAAACAUCAUGUCAUAACUUCUUUGAUAUCAAAUACAACAAAAGAAUUACUCAUAUCAGACUAAAUAUGUUUCCAGAUGGUGGAAUAGCAAGAUUACGAGUUUAUGGAAGGGCAUCUCCAGACUGGAAAAAAAUAUCAUAUCAACAGAUGGUAGACUUAGCUGCUAUGGAGAAUGGUGGCAUCUGUGUAGGUUAUAGCAAUGUUCAUUUUGGCCAUGCAAGAAAUCUAAUACAACCAGGAAGAGCAGACACCAUGGCUGAUGGAUGGGAAACUGCUAGAAAGCCAGGAAGACCAGCAAUAUUAGAGGCUGAUUCUCAGGGAAUUCUUCAGGUUCCAGGUCAGGAUUGGAGUAUGUUUCGACUGGGACAUCCUGGAGUAAUCACAAAGAUUGAAAUUGACACAAACCACUUCAAAGGAAAUUAUCCAGACUCCUGCUCUAUUGAAGCAUGUUAUGUAAAUGAUGACAAAGAAAAUGAAAUAAAACAAAUUUUCAAUAGUCAGCCUUGGAAAACUUUAUUGGCACCAAAAAAAUUGAAAGCUCACCAUAGACAGUUUUUCUCAGGAAAAGAUUUAAAUAAUUGUGGAGUAAUCUCCCAUGUUCGACUUUCAAUGGCACCAGACGGUGGUAUCAGUAGGAUGAGGCUAUGGGGAUAUAAACAAUCCAACCGUCAAGCCAAGUUGUGAUUCACAGUUUUCUCAUAUUGUCAGGAUAACUCGUUUCUGUAAAGUGAUUAUUUUCUCAGAGUUUUAAAUUCAUAAUUUCUAAGACUGAAUCUGCUGUACGUCCUGCUCGCAAGGUUUUGUUUUCACAUCCCCUCCCCUGAUUCAGAACUUCCUCAAAGAUCAAAUUGUAUAACACAAGGGGAUAUUUGCUCAAUUUUAUCUUCAUUGUGAACUUCUUUACAUUACUAUAAUAUCUACUUACCAAAGAUGAAACAAUCUGUAUUUAUAUGUUCUACAUUUUAUUACCAAAGAAUGAAUCAAUCCAUUUUUAUAAAUACUACAUUUUAUUCUAUAAUAGUUAAAAUGAAUUAAACUUAGUUAGAUAUAUAAACACAAAUCUUACAUUUUAUCACAAAGAAUGAAACAAUCUAUUUUUAUAAAUACUAUAUUUUAUUCUGUAAUAGUUAAAAUGAAUUAAACUUAGUUAAAUAUAUAAACACAAAUCCUAUAUUUUACCCUUUUUCUUUUGACCUUAAAUGAACCAAGUUGAAUAUAUAAAUAGAAAUCUUACAUUUUAUCCUCUCUCUGUUGAACUAAAAUGAACUUAUUUGAAUAUAGCAGAAAUACUACACUUAGUUUUCUUUUUAAUUGAGUGAAAUUGAACUAAGUUUAAAAGUUUUAGAAAAUUGUCUUAUCAUUACAACAAUAACUUAGUUAUGGUAUUGCAGGUGAAUGGGACACAAUUAUGUCAUUUCAUUUACAUUGUUCUAUGGAUAUUUAGAUUGGAAAAAAAAACACAAAAGAAAUGUUUAUUACUUUUCCAACUUAUAUUUUACCCACAUAUCCAUCUCAUCAAGGAACAGUGUGAAAGAAGAUAAUGUGGAUAUUUGAAGGAAAACUCCAAAUUCUUUUGUGAUUUUUUAAAAGCUAAAACUGUAUCAAAAACAUUCAGAUGUGAACAUGGAGUUAUUUUCAUUUGUUGGAAACGGUAAUGCAUUGAGAAUUCGUUGUUAUAUUCAUUAUAUAUACUUAUCUUUAGUUUUUUUUGUGAAAGGGAAAAGGGAAGGGGAUGUAGCUCUUUGUUCAAAUAGAUUCCUAAAAAGUUAUGUUAUUGCUGGUCCCUAAUUGACAUAAUCCUGGUUUAAUAUGAAUAAUUGAUAUUACAUGCACAAUUUAUAAAUUAACUUUGAUGCUUUUUUUACAUGUGUAUAAUAUAUACAGUUGCUUUAUAUAAUCUAUACCAAAUAAAUGAUCUGCUAGUCUUUUAUGAUCUGGAUUUAUUUGUUUUUUUAUUGAAUUAUUGUUACUUAUUAUUAAUUUGUAAUAAUUGUUUAUUAUAGUCUAAUAAAUUAUAAUUCAUAUUUAUUUCAUAUUGUGAGGCAUUUAGUUUAGUUUUUUUUUUACUUUGACUCUCUUUUUUCAACUUGCCAAUAUUUAGACAUUUACUGAAAUAAAGACAAUCCCUUUGUUAUGAAGUAUUAUCUUACCUCCUAUACAUUUCUAGGAAUAUGAUUGGUUAAAAGCAACCUUGUAGAGACUGUGUAUAUUCCAUAUUGGGUUAGUAGGCGGGGCUUAUUUCAAUAUAUGGUUAGUAGUGGUGUUACGUCCUUUAUAAAAACAACACGGUGUUGGGGACAAUCUUAUAGGUUUCAACAGACGAAGAAAUUGAGGAUGAACGAUUGAAAUAAAUUCAUAAGACGCAUUUAAAGCUAACAAGUUGUUAUUGCUGGCAUUUGUUUUUUGUAUAGGCCAAUGGAAGUAGGUUCUGAAUACUAACGGUAUUGAAGACUUGAUCACUUUGAUAGGCCACUAGUCUAAAUACCACAUGUUAAGAUAGUCGGUAAGAUAAAUUCGUUACAUAGUGUUCUAGUGACCUAAUACGAUAUAGGUCACUAGUGCACUAUGUAACUAAUGUUAUUUGUUUAAUCAUUUUAAUGAAUAUCUUGCAUCCAAAUUAUACAGGUGUUUACUGAUAUCCUUGCAAUUGGUCAGUCAAAUUUUAGUUUUUACAAAUGUCAGGUAUUAACAUUGAUAUUCAUAUAUGGUAAAAUAGCUUGUUUCAGGUGAUUCAGGAGUUUUAUUAAAGAAUUUCUACUUGAGUACUUGAGCAAUUUUUUUUUAAAUGCAGAUCUUCUUAGUUAGGAAUUAACCAGUUGAAAGACAAAGUAAACACAUUUGUAAGUUGGAAUUUAAUGUUUGGAUUUCUAUUUAUUUGCCAGAUCUGAAUUUAUAUAUGCACAUGUAUUUAUAUACUUUAUUCAAACAAAGCUUUAAUCAAACAGUAUCAUUGUUAUAGGCUUGCUGAUCGAGAUUUCAAUGUAAAUGUCUAAGAAUAUGUUGUAUCAUUUCAAAUUUAAAUAAAGGGAAAUAUGGGUAAGAAGACAUCACAAUGAAACAAAAAACUGAAAUGUCUAGAUAUCACUGUAUGGUCUUUAAUGGAUUUCUACAAAUGAUGUCAUUGCAGGCAUAGUUUUUGCUUCAUUUAUCUAAUUUUACAUUUAUGUGUGUGUAAAAAUUCAAUUUUAAUGAAUUUUUCUUCUAUUUAAUUGUGAGAAACAGAUAUAAUGUUAGUAACGUCAGGAUAUUCACUUUUUACUGAUAUUCAGAUGUAAACAUUAAGCUACUAAAAAAAAAGAAUUUUUAAAUGUUUGUUCGAAAAUAUUGGCUCAGGAUGGGGUUAUUGUAAGCCUAAACAAAUACUUAUCAACCUUUUUGUCUGUAUAUUCCCUAAACAAUCAAAGUUUACAAGACAGUAUAUUUUAAGUGCAUUUUGAUAUCAAUUUCAUUAUCUCCACAGUCUAAACGUUUAUUACAAAAUUUAAUUUCAGUCAUUUGGCAUCUUUUCUUACAAAAAUAUGUUCAAGCAUUUACAACACUUAUCACAUUUGGAUUCAUAGAUCUUUGAAUAUGCAUAAUUAUGUAAAAUUUCUUUCAGUUUCAGUGCUGUGUGUAAUUGGGUGCAUAAUAGAAGUUAAAAUGAAUAUAUAAAUGAGAAUUUGUUGACUUUUUAAUGGAUCUAUAAUACUAAUAGUAUGUAAAAAUGUCUUCAAAUAUGUGCUUGUUGUCUGAUUCUGAAUUUUUUAAUAGAAAAAUGUUUUGAAAAUGAAUAUAAAACUAUUUUUAUAAUUUUUAAUUUGUUAUUUCUUGUUUAUGAGGGCAUAUUGAUUAAAAAUUUUCAUUUAAAGAAGACAAGAGUUACUCUUAUUUAAUAGAUUCACCAAAAAAAAAAUAGAAGUUGUUAUUCAAUAACAAUAAUAAAAUCUGCUAAAGAUA
Messenger RNA from Mytilus californianus (California mussel), 4967 nucleotides. Its product is annotated as allantoicase-like. Bases 549 to 1715 code for a protein of 388 amino acids. The transcript has 12 exons. Gene Ontology annotation, biological process: allantoin catabolic process. Gene Ontology annotation, molecular function: allantoicase activity. The record is from RefSeq and is a predicted model, not a curated record. NCBI's taxonomy places the organism in Eukaryota, Metazoa, Mollusca, Bivalvia, Mytilida, Mytilidae.